Messenger RNA from Racocetra persica, 801 nucleotides. NCBI's taxonomy places the organism in Eukaryota, Fungi, Glomeromycota, Glomeromycetes, Diversisporales, Gigasporaceae. The record is from the annotation of a GenBank genome assembly.
AUGUCUUUAAAGAUGGAUAACAUUGAAUGUGCCAAACUUGAGCCAAAUAAACAAAUUGGCAGUGGAUCAUCCGGCGAUGUAGAACUUAUGAAAUAUAAUGGAAAACUAAUAAUCCGGAUUGGUACAGCAGCAGCGAUAAGUGAAUUUGAUAAACUUGAAUCCCCCCAAGGUUGUAAACAUAUAAUUGACUUCUAUGGUUGGACUAAUACUCCGAACCAUAAAAUCGGCUUAGUAACAGAGUAUGCAGAUGGGGAAGAUUUACAUAAAUACCUUAUUCGAAACUCUCUAAACGAUGAAGAAAAAGAAAAAAUGGCGGGUCAAAUUUCAGUUGGAUUAGCAGAAUGUCAUAACCAUAAUAUUAUACAUUCGGAUUUAAAACCCGAAAAUAUUUUAGUAGUAAUAAAGAAUAGUAAAUUGCUAUUAAAGAUUGCAGAUUUCAGUGCAAGAACGGUUUUAUGGGCUGCACCUGAACGUCUUUGUAAAAAUGAAUUAUUUAAACGCUAUUAUGAUGAAUCCCAAUUACCAAAACUUUUAGAGCUACAGAAUAAUUAUAUAAAAAACCCGACACUUUCAGAUAUUUAUAGUUAUGGACUUAUUUUGUGGGAAAUUGCAAUGAAUGGUGAAGAAAUAUACGAAGAACAGAACAAUAAUAUUGAAAAAGUCAUGAAGAUUAAGGCUUGUGGAAAUAUUGAUGAUUUAAUUAGCAAGCUUAGCGAACAAGAAUGUCCAAAAAAUCUUGAAACUUUAAUUCGAAAAUGUUGUACUUUUAACCCUGAAAACCGUCUACAAAAGAUAAAGGAA